GAGGAGGAGGAGGAGGUGUGUUGCUCUGUUCUAACCUCCUCUUAUUAAGUCAUGGACAUCAACGCCAGCACACCGCCUCCCUGCCCCGGCCAACAGCUGCGCCAAAUACUUCAUCUUGUCAUCCUGAGAUCGUGGAUCAUCCGGGUCCAUUCCAAAACGGAGAGAGAGGACGAAGACAGGGGAGGCACAGAGGGAGAGAGGCCUAGAAAUAUCCACUCCUGUCGUAAACCUCUGCCAGAAACAACCUGUGGAAUGCAAGAGAGCAAAGGGAGAGAUUUGAUCCAAAAUGGCGGAACGCUAUGACUGCCAUUACUGCAAGGAGUCCCUGUUUGGGAGGAAGUAUGUGCUCAGGGAAGAGAACCCCUACUGUGUGAAGUGCUAUGAGAACCUGUACUCUAACACCUGUGAAGAGUGCAAGAAGUCCAUUGGCUGCAGCAGCAGGGACCUGUCCUACAAGGACCGCCACUGGCAUGACGACUGCUUCCAUUGCUUCAAGUGUAGCCGCUCCCUGGUGGACAAACCCUUCUCCACCAAGGACGACCAGCUGCUCUGCACCGAGUGCUACUCCAACGAGUACUCCUCCAAGUGCCACGAGUGCAAGAAGACCAUCAUGCCAGGAUCCAAGAAGAUGGAGCAUAAGGGCAACAGCUGGCAUGAGACCUGCUUCACUUGCCAUCGUUGCCAGCAACCAAUCGGCACCAAGAACUUCAUCCAUAAGGAGAACAGUAACUACUGCGUGCCCUGUUACGAGAAACAGUUUGCCAUGCAGUGUAUCCAAUGCAAGAAGCCAAUCACCACUGGCGGGGUGACCUAUCAUGAUCAGCCGUGGCAUAAGGACUGCUUCCUGUGCACCGGUUGUAAGCAGCAGCUGUCUGGCCAGCGGUUCACCUCUCGGGACAACUUUGCCUACUGCUUGAACUGCUUCUGCAACUUGUAUGCCAAGAAGUGUGCCUCCUGCACCACCCCGAUCAGUGGUCUGGGUGGCAGCAAGUACAUCUCGUUUGAAGAGCGCCAGUGGCACAACAACUGCUUCAACUGCAAGAAGUGCUCCAUCUCCCUGGUGGGAAGGGGCUUUCUGAUGGCCCGCGAUGAGAUCAUGUGUCCCGAGUGCGGCAAAGAAGUCUAAAAGCUGUGUGCCAGGAUGAAGCGUCAAAGCCAGAGAAGGCAAAGAUGCAAGAGAAUAUAGUCCUGCUCCUACUAACAUUUCAUUUAUUAGAAUUAUAUAUUUAUUCAAUAAUAUACACUUCAGACUAACCCAAAGGGCCUUUCUGCAUGCACUGGCCUCAGAUUGAUACAAUAUGUUGUCUGAUGGAAUGAGCACAAAUUGCAUUAGAUUCUAAGAAAGAGAUACCAUUUUGAUGUAUUUUCAACUAAAUAACAACUUUGUCUGUGGUUUGUUACCAUUGAAAUGUUUAACUAUUGUAUUGUGUUGUAUAUGUUAGGAUAAUCAUCCGUGACAAAUAACUAUAACAGGAGUUGUACUUUUCAUUAAAGCAGUGAAAUCGAAUGAUAACAUGACAUGUACCUGCACUCUAAAUGUGAAAUAAAGUAUUUAAAAGGCA
Messenger RNA from Oncorhynchus keta (chum salmon), 1562 nucleotides. Its product is annotated as four and a half LIM domains protein 2-like. The transcript is spliced from 6 exons. Lineage: Eukaryota; Metazoa; Chordata; Actinopteri; Salmoniformes; Salmonidae. The record is from RefSeq and is a predicted model, not a curated record. Gene Ontology annotation, cellular component: nucleus; Z disc. Bases 287 to 1126 code for a protein of 279 amino acids. Gene Ontology annotation, molecular function: transcription coregulator activity.